Messenger RNA from Naegleria lovaniensis, 1161 nucleotides. RefSeq lists its product as uncharacterized. Lineage: Eukaryota; Heterolobosea; Eutetramitea; Acrasida; Naegleriidae. The coding region runs from base 1 to 1161 and encodes 386 amino acids. The transcript has a single exon. The record is from RefSeq and is a predicted model, not a curated record.
AUGACCAAUUUGUGUAAUCUUUCAGAGAACGACCUUGACGAUUUUCUGAUCAUGCUUGCUGAUGGCGGUAUGGCUGAACAAUCUUUCCACAAUAAGUGUGAAACCCUUUAUAAUUCUAAUGCGCUGCACUGUGUUUGUCGCGAUAACAUCUCGAAUCGUUAUUUGUUGGCAACCAGCGCUGGUUGUGAAGGCAGCAACAACAACUGCGAAAGGUGUAAAUGUCAAGGUGUUGACAGCAAUGAUUCAGGAAACCAAUCUUCCGUGGUUCCCAAAAACAAUUGGGACGAUAAUUGCCCAAUUCGUAACGAAACUAUUGCAAUUUCAACAUUCAACAUCAGCACUCCACAACUAUUACACAAAGAAUUGCAUCCACUCCUCCACUGCUACAAGAUGCAAUCUUCGGGCCUACCACCACAGAGAUGCGACGAGGCAAACAGUUCAGUAAUGAACACGCUGCUCCUCUCUUCUCAUCCACAGAACGACACUCAUACAUCCACUUUAAUUCCUGAUGAAUCCACCACGACCAACAUGACCACUUGUUCAAAACUCACUCGUUUUAAAACUCCAUCCUUUUUAUUGACCACUUCAUUCACCGAGAAUGAAAUGAAUUGUAUUGAUACGUAUUUGAAUUGUGUCUGUCCACCAAGUCGUUCGAUUUCAUCGACCAAGUGGUCAUCAUUGUCAUCACCUCUUUCACAGGUGGACACACACAUGAACCCUCACCCUCUUCAUAAGAAUAAUACUUCCAUACCAUCCAAUCAUUCAGAAAUAAUGAUGAGAAACACGAAUAAUGUCUCUCCACAAGUUGUGGAUGACAAUAAUUUCAACACUCAACAAGACUCUCCACAACCUCUCCACAACGAACUGCCACUCAACACUUCCUCCAACACCAUUUCUGAAAGUUUGGAAGAAGAACGAACCUCUUCACCUUCAUGCCAUAUUGAAAUUCAAAUUCCACAUUCCUCCUCUCCCGUGAAGAUUACCAAACCAAAAAAACUCCAAAGAAAGAAAUCCAUUUCCAUUGCUCAUCCUGCAACUCCUGGUGCUUCAUUUGUAAAAGAAAAUCCUUGGCAAUUUCACACGUAUGUGAAGGGAAAGAGACAACACACGAAUAACUUGGUGUUUUAUCAUUUCAAUCCCAAAGUGUCCAAUAUUAAAUAA